AUGAGAGCUUCACUUAUGAUGAUACCGUUCCAACCAACCGCACAACGAUGCGCCUCUUCAUCGGCGGCGUCAUCGAGGUGGAAGAGCAGGCAGGGUCGAGAUCCGUAUGCGCGGGAGGCUAAGGUCCAGGGUCUUAAGAGCCGCGCAGCAUUCAAGCUCCUCGAGAUGGAUGCAAAGUAUAGGCUUUUCAAGAAGGGAAUGAUUGUAGUCGAUUUGGGAUUCGCACCAGGAAGUUGGUCCCAAGUCGCCCAGGACCGCACAAAACCCCACAACCACGUCCUCGGCAUCGACAUCCUCCCCGCCCAACCUCCCCGCGGCGUCUCCUCCAUCCAAGGCAACUUCCUCUCCCCCGCAGUGCAAGCCCUCGUCAAAGAGUCCGUCCGGGAGGCCUACCUUCGGCGCGAGGCUGCUCUAAAGCGCGAGGCCGAGGAGAAGAAGAAGGAAGCGGAGUUCGCUCAGGCCGAGGGAGAGGCGAACAUUGCGUCGGAGGAGGAGAGGAGGGAAGCCUUGGCUGAGGAGCGGAGUUAUCUCGAUAUGGAGAGGCUUGAGAUGAGGAAUAUUAAGGACGAAGGAGAGGCCGAGAACGACCGCGUUAUCGUCCUGAGCGACAUGUCAGCACCCUGGCUCUUCCCCACAGACUUUCGCAGGAGCGGAAUGAAUAAUGCGUACCUUAGGAUGAUGAAUACGAGCGGCAUCUCGUUUCGCGAUCACGCCGGCAGCAUGGAUCUUUGUAGCGCCGCCCUCCGCUUCGCGAGCGACACGCUGAAGAACGGCGGGCACUUUGUCUGCAAGUUCUACCAAGGCUCGGAAGACAAGGAAUUCGAGAAGCGGCUCAAGAAGCUUUUCGACAAGGUGUACCGGGAGAAGCCCGAUUCUUCUCGCAAGGAAUCGAGAGAAGCAUAUUUUGUAGCAUUACGCCGGAAGAAAAAUGUCGUAGACGAACAGACCACACCCCAAGAUAAUAAAUAA
Molecule: messenger RNA, 969 nt
Organism: Scedosporium apiospermum
Lineage: Eukaryota; Fungi; Ascomycota; Sordariomycetes; Microascales; Microascaceae
Product: 21S rRNA (uridine(2791)-2'-O)-methyltransferase
Exons: 7
Coding region: 1-969 (322 amino acids)
Biological process (GO): RNA methylation
Cellular component (GO): mitochondrion
Molecular function (GO): rRNA (uridine-2'-O-ribose)-methyltransferase activity
Source: RefSeq, a predicted model, not a curated record